AUUAUGUUCCAAGUAUUCCACAACCAGACCAUCCUUCAAAGAACAUCAUUUGAACUCUCUGAAUUUGUUAUCAAAUCGGUGGGUGUGACCAUAAUAAGACAACAAAAACUGGCGUUUUUGCCAUAAAAUCCAAUUCUGUAAACGUUCUUGUAAUUAACGCUGCUAUUCCUGUGUUCUUUUCUUGUUUAAACUUCCAAAGACUCCACCUUUUUAGCUUUUUCUUCAUCACCCACCAUUUUGUUUCUCAAAAAUCUUCUUAAUCUUUGACACCCACAUCUUAUUUUUAUCAAUUUCGACGUGGGGUUGUGAAAAAAGAGUGGAAUUUGGGUGUUUUUUGAUUUCUUGGUGAAGUGAUGGGUGGAAGGAAAAUCUUGAAGUCUUUACAAGCAGUGGUAGCUCAUGGAUUGCUCUUUUGUUUCACUCUGCUUCUUGUUCUCAAGCUUGAUCGAGCCCUUCAUUAUUCUUGGUGGGUUGUUUUCGUUCCACUUUGGUUGUUUCAUGUGGUUGUCGCAAGGGGUAGAUUCUCAUUACCUGCUCCGUCAAAGCCUCAUGAUCGACAUUGGGCACCAUUUCAUGCUAUCAUGGCGACUCCGCUGCUUAUUGCUUUUGAACUACUUCUUUGUACUCAUCUCGACAGCAUCUAUGCUGUAAAUUUGAAGAUUGUGUUCUUGCCCCUGCUAGCACUUGAAAUUGCUAUCUUGGUUGAUAAUGUUAGAAUGUGCAGGGCACUGAUGCCCGGAGAUGAAGAAAGCAUGAGUGAUGAGGCUAUAUGGGAGACCCUUCCUCACUUCUGGGUUGCAAUCGCUAUGGUCUUCUUCAUAGCAGCAACAACAUUUACUCUUCUGAAGAUUUGUGGAGAUGUUGCUGCUCUGGGGUGGUGGGAUUUAUUCAUUAACUACGGUGUCGCACAAUGCUUUGCCUUUAUUAUCUGCACGAAAUGGUACAACCCUGCAAUCCACAGACAGUCAAGUCUACGUGCACCCAGCUCUUCUACGACAAGCAUACAAUAUCUUAACUGGAACAGUGGAUUGCUGGCAUCUUUGGAUGAAGAUGAUCAACAUAGUGGAAUAUGCAGUUUGCAGGACAUUGGUAGUCAUGUGAUGAAGAUUCCUCUUGUUUGUUUCCAGAUAUUGCUUUUUAUGCGUUUAGCGGGAACCCCACCAAGUGCUCGAUUUAUCCCAAUUCCGGUUCUGUUUAUUCCUCUUUUCCUACUUCAAGGAGCUGGUCUUUUAUUCUCUGUUUAUAGACUUGUGGAGACUAUUAAUCUUCUGGUAAAUGAUGAAGCUGGUGUCAGAAGCUAUUUUAGGAUGUCUUCUGUUAUUCGUAAUUCUUUCAGUUUCAUGCGGCACGGGACAAGGUUGUUAGGUUGGUGGUCAAUCGAUGAAGGAAGCCGAGAGGAACAAGCUCGUCUAUAUUAUGCUGGGACAUCUGGGUACAAUACUUUCUCACCUGAUACUGUAAAGCAAAUGCCUAAAGCGAAGCUUGCUGAAGAGAUAUGGAGACUACAAGCAAUACUUUGUGAGCAAUCAGAGAUCACACAGUCAAAACAGGAGGAGUUUGAAAGACUUCAAAAUGAAAAAAUUCUAUGUAGAAUUUGCUUCGAGCAACAGAUAAAUAUUAUCCUCCUUCCUUGUAGGCAUCACGUCCUCUGCAGCACCUGUUGUGACAAGUGCAAGAGGUGCCCCAUCUGCCGUAUGUUUAUAGAAGAACGUUUACUUGUAAAUGAUGUGUAGUUACUAUCGACAAAGAAGCUUAGUUUCCCCCGAGGUAGUCCUUCCGAUCAGACGAGCAAUUUAGAUGGUGAAUGGUGGUUUUAUGGUUUCAUAUCACCACAAGUACAUUGUUGUAUCUGAUUUUAAAUGUGUAUUCGUCUAAAUCAGGCUGUGUCUGUCUUGUGAAUUGUGUAUAUCAUCCACAAGAUUGUUGUAGUUCUGGCAAUAGAUACUGUAAAGCAACUGUAGUACCAACUCUGUGCAUAUUUUCUCUGAUCUAUCAAAUGUAUGAUUGCAUUCGACAUA
This is a messenger RNA of Solanum dulcamara, 2018 nucleotides long. RefSeq lists its product as uncharacterized. The coding region runs from base 354 to 1733 and encodes 459 amino acids. The transcript has 14 exons. Lineage: Eukaryota; Viridiplantae; Streptophyta; Magnoliopsida; Solanales; Solanaceae. The record is from RefSeq and is a predicted model, not a curated record.